This is a messenger RNA of Mytilus trossulus (common blue mussel), 5982 nucleotides long. RefSeq names its product transmembrane and coiled-coil domains protein 1-like. The coding region runs from base 258 to 2201 and encodes 647 amino acids. The record is from RefSeq and is a predicted model, not a curated record. Lineage: Eukaryota; Metazoa; Mollusca; Bivalvia; Mytilida; Mytilidae. The transcript has 16 exons. Gene Ontology annotation, cellular component: endomembrane system.
AAAACCAUUUAAUGGACCUAGACUUGUAAAUUUCAUUUUGAGAUGCAUAAUUAUUUCUGCCAGCUUUACAAUUAGCAAUAUAUACAAACAAUAGAGUUUGCCUAUAAUCGGCACUUUACGAUAAAAUUUGAUGGUGUAGUCUAUAUUUGGCUUAAGUCAUUCGUCAGCACCUGAAUAACUAUUGGGUUUGGAAUCAGCUGAGAAAGAUCAGAUCAAUACACGUAAAACCUAGCAUUCUGUCUGGUGUGUUAGUCAACAUGCUGGGCACAGUGAUGAGAAUAGAAAAAGAACCUUAUAUGGAAAAUCAGGAUCUAAUUCUUCGUACAGAUCAUAAUGAGAACCUUAACAGAUCCCAGAGUUUAAAGGUCAGGUCAAGGUCAAGUCCUCACCAUCACAAUAGAUUAGGUUUAACUGUAGAUAUACCCAAUAAUGUAGACAUACAGAAUAACAACAGCAAUGUAGCUACCAGUCCAAAUGUCAGUAAACCAACAUCCCCUCUGCGUUUUGUUGGCCAGCUGUUACAUCUGGGAAAUCGGCCACAGAAUAACAUCUCAAUGAAUGUGGAACGUCUUUUAAGACGAGGUAGUCUUCCUGCUUUCAGGAAAAAGUCAGACGCCAGUAAAAUCCCUGCACUAAAAGCUUUGACAAAGAAAAGUACAACACCAAAAAGUCCCAAUCUUGCCAAGAAACGACAGACAUCACCUGACAAUGUCGGUACAACACCCAAAACUAAUUUAACGACAUUAUCGGUCACAGCACCUUCAGAUGAAAUGGUCCAUAGGAGUACAGAGGAUUUAGAAAGCGAGGAAGUGAGUAGCAGGGACAAUGGUAGCAGUGGAGAAGGUGCCCUUGAUGAAGUUGAUGGACAGACAGAGUGUUCUAUCUCUGAUGUUGAGAGGACUAAACAUGCCAAGGAGAACCUACAGACUAAGAUCAACAAAACAAUGGAAAACAUCAAAGGAGAACAAGCUGUCAAAGAAGAACAUGUGAAUGAAUAUUUACGACUAGCGUCAAACGCUGACAAACAACAACUACAAAGAAUAAAGACAAUAUUUGAAAAGAAAAAUCAGAAAUCAACACAAACAAUUAGUGCUUUGACUAAAAAAGUAGAAAAUUAUCAUAAACGAAUGAAUGACUUAGAUACAUAUGGAUUUACCGGACAUAAACAGGCUAGGGAGCGGUUACGGGACCUGGGUCAAGGCUUUAAGGGAGUUGGUGCAAAUAUUGUUGAUGGUAUUACAGGGUUUUCUGGGGGUGUUGUUGGAAAUAUCAAAGGUGCUAAAGAUCAUAUAAAGGCCAAACCAAGCCAGUUAGCUCAUAUGAUAAAGAAUAAAUUUGGAAGUGCUGAUAAUAUAAGCCAACUCAAGACAUCGAUAGAAGACACAAGUAUUCCAGAAGGGGAGAUUAAAAAUCAGACCAGUACAUUACCAGCUAGGUAUGAGUACAAUUUCAAAUUUUCGGACGAUGAUAACUCAAGCGUGACAUCAGGAUCCGUAGGCUUGUAUCACAAUAGUCCACAGUCAGCCUCCCAGCAUACAUCACAACAACUUCCUGUUAUACAGCAGUCAAUAAAUCUAGAACCAAUCAUACAUGAACUACAGAAAUCACAUGAGGCCAACAAGAUCAUUCAGGAAUCUGUCCAACAAUUGUCUGAUGAGUUUGAAACUUAUAAGAUUACUGCCCAGAGUGAUAUAGCUAUGUUAAAAACCUUGUUAGAAGAAGAACGUUACCGGGUAGAAAGAUUAGAAGUACAGAUAAAUGAUAUGACUGAACUACAGCAACAUGAAAUACAGAAUCUACGACAGGAUAUAACUGGUAUGGAGGAGAAAACAGAAUACAGACUUGACGAGAGGACCAGCGAUAUACAUGACAUGUUAGAGAAUUGUACCACAAGGAUCACAAAGAUGGAGCUUCAGCAACAACAGCAGCAGAUUAUCUCCAUGGAGAUGGUUGAGAAUGUGACCUUUCGAACUUUGUUGACAAAGAUGUUAAAUGUUGUUUUGGCUAUAUUAGCUGUUAUACUUGUUUUUGUAUCUACACUUGCCAACUGUCUUGCACCGUUUAUAGCUAAUAGGACAAGAGUUUUGAGUACGACUGUUCUAAUUGUUAGUAUUGUAAUGAUGUUCAGAAACUGGGACGGCAUCUCUAGCCUAAUAGGAUCUAUAUUUAACUUUCUGAGUAGUUUAUUUCCACAAAGGUGACGAGGAUGGUAAUAGUAUUGAAACUUGAUCUGGUAGUUGGACAUAUCCAAUAAUUAUUCAAAUCUUCUCAUUUAUAUGAACGGAAGGAGGACAUAUUUCUCAAUCAGAGGGAGAAUUCAUUUCUCCUUCCAAGGGAGAAAUCAUUUCUUGACUGGUGGCAACGAACUCAUUUUUACAUUCAAUAUUCAGUGAACAAUUAGGAAUUGAAUGAGGAAUCUGUCUUUAUGGAUCUGAAAUUAUAGGUUGUUAACAGCUGUGCUGUUAUAAUGAUAGUCCAAUCAGAAACAAGCUGUACUGCUAUUUCGACCAAUGGGAGAACUGCUUAUAAUCAGUGUUGUUAUUUCGACCAAUUGAAGAGCUGCUUAGAAUCUGUGAUUUGUGUAUUUGGUGCUGAAUGUUGUCAAUCAAAGUGAUGGAAUACUGACUCAGAAAUUACUGACAGUUGUCAGUGUGGAUAAAAGUGCUCUUUUGAUGACAAUGUUUUACAUUGUAGUUCUUCAUGUAAAUGUGAUUAAGUAUUUUUAAUCAGAUGGGGAUGAUAAUGGUUUUAGAUAAAAUGUUAUUGUACAUGGCCAUUUUUUUUUGUUAAGUGUGAGCAUAUGAUUUUAAUAUGUGUAUGUUGAUUUAAGAGAUUUUAAUAGUUUGCUGUUAAAAGUUCUUAUUUUAAAUGCAAUAGAUUAUUGUAUGGAAAAUGUUUGAAUAUAAUAUUGAUCAGUCCAUUUAACAUUAACAAUGACAGUUUGUUUUCUGGGAACCCCUAUUAACAGAGUUUUAUAUUACCACUUCCAUAUGAAACUUACAUGUAAUUUUUUCAUAGAUAUUCACUUGUUUACACAUAGUAUGAAAUUCCAUUGUUUCAUUAUUGCCAAUCAAUGCAAAGGGCAGAAAUCGUAUUUUAAACUAAACAUUAAUAUAAAAGGGACAUGUUGGAAAGGGACAUAAUUUAUUUAUUAUCUUUCCUUUUUUUUGAAAGAGAGGCAUUUUAACUUUUGGUAAAUUAAAUGUUGUGGAAGACAAUGUAAUAAUACUGUGAUUUUUUUUAUUUUGGUGAAAAUAAUUCUCUAGAAACUGUCUAUUAGAAAACACACCAUAACAGAGAAGGGAAAAAAAUACCAAUUUGAUAUUAAAACUCACAAGUCUAAAACAUAAAACAUUAAUGCCAUGCUAAAUAAUCGAAAAAACUAUAUAUUUUUUUUUAUCAGAAUGCAAAAAAUAACAGAAAUCUAAAGACUGAACAUCAAGAAACCUACAAAAAAACUUGGACUUAAGGUGGUACCUAACACUACAGGGAGAUAACUCUGUAAAAUCAGCUAACGUUUCAAUUACUUUGUGUUGUCUAUAAGGGAAUAUUAAGCUUCUCGAUGAUCAAAAUUAGUGUUUGUCAAACUGCUAUAUAACCAGUGUAAUUUUCGGAUAAAUUGGUUGGGUUCAAAUGUUUUGAAAUUUUUAUAUUUUUGUCAAAGGGUCAAAGUAAAUACUUUGCCAAAAUUUUAUGAAAAUUAAACAAGCCAAAUCAAUUUUAAGGAAGGUGUUGGGUACCACCUUCAAAAACAUGAGCUGCAGAAUGUAUGCAAACUGCUAAGUUACAUUUUAUUAACUUGAUACUGUAAACAUAGUUAUACCUACAGUCGUUUAACAUUGCCAAAAGUUUUAUUAUUAUUGAUGCAAUUAAACAGUGCCAACUGUGAAAUAAAUAUGUUGUAAUUAAUGAUUUAGAGUUCUCUCCCUUUUUAAAAAUGGAGACUUUUUCCUCGCAUUUGUAAAAUUGUGCAUAAAUAUAAACCACUAUUUUUGUUAGAGUCAUAUGCAUUGUUUCUUUGAAUGGAUUUAAGGGUUCAAUAGUUUUUAACAUUACAUUUAUGUUUUUACAGAUUUCAAAGCAUUAGUUAUUGUAUGAAGUAAUUUGCUGGUCAAAUUCACUAUUUAUUCAAUUUGGGACAUUUUUCAAUAUCAUGUUUUUUUAGUGGUAGAUAUCAUUUUUAUGAUGUUCUUUGAACAAGUAUCUAUCAUUUAUUGUCUUUCAUCAGUCAUUUAAUGUUCUCAGAUACAUAUAUAUGUAACUUUAAAACAAUUUUCAAGAACUUUUUUUGAAUUAGGAAUCAAACUUAUAGUGUUUCGAUGCCAUAAGAGUUUAAAUUUCAAAAAAAUACUGUCAAAGAAAUUAAUUUUCUCAUUCAUACAAGUUAAUAUAUUUUUGGGACAAAUUUGUGAUUUCCUUUACAGCUCUUCUAUAAAAGCAUGCAAAACAAAACUUUAAUCAACUUGUUUGCUUGGAUGUUUGCAAAAAAAUAGGUAGGCAGAGGUUCAGUCUGCCUUAUAUAUACUGGGAUUUGAUUGGACAAUAAAAAUUGACAGGAAAAGAAUUUUUUUUUAUUCUCCAAUCAAAUUCCUGUAUAUAUUAAACAGACUUAAACAGACUACCUACCUGUUGUUUUACAAACAUUCAAACAAACAGAGCAAGCAAGUUGAUCAAAGGUUUGCUUUGCAUGCUUUUAUAGAAGAGCUGUAAUAGCUAUCUUUCUUUCUUCCUUUUUCAGGGCAGGGUGACAAACAUGUUUUCCCCCUUUCUUUUUGUCAGUGCUGGUUUUCAUGAUAUUGUUUAUAGGUGUUUAGAUGUAUAUUUUGUUAUGGAUUAAUUAUUAAUUUAUUCACUGUGUUGUGAUAUAUGCAUGUUUGGUAGAAUUGUUCAUAUUUUUAAUCCUGGAAUUCCAUGUAAUGGAAUGUUGUAUGAUUGUUCAGAACAUUGAUCUCUUAGAGAUCAGCUGAUUACUUUAAAUUGACAUUGUUGUUUUUCAUAGAAAAUAUCAACAGACCAGAAUUUUUUUUAAAAAGUUUUGAUGAUCUUAUGGUUUGUGAUCUACCCCAAAAAGUGAGAAAAAACAUCAUUGUUAUGAUAUUUGGUCUUUAAUCCUGACUUAGGAAAAAAUGAUAAUUUUCUCCCAGUAACCUAAUGUAGAUUGCAGUGUCCUAUUACAUCAGUAUAUCAUUCCUCUGAUUGACAAGUUCUAAUGGAACUGAUUUAUCUCCUAUAGCUUUCUCCUAGUUAUCCAAUUGUUGCCAUCUAUUGUAUUACAACCAAAGACUUUGUUUUAACUGUUGUGGUUAAGUAGAUUGUUACUUCAUAUUUUCAUACUACUACAGGACCUCUAACAUAAAAAUUGUACCAUGAGGUUACUUUCUUAAUGGGUAUCAAGCUGACCUAUACAGUAAAAAAUCAUAACUAUAUACUGAUUUCUUUAUGGUUAUUAGGCUGGCCUUUAAAAAAAUAAAGUAUUACUAUGAAAUUACUUUCUUCAUGGGUAUCAAGCUGACCUAUACUGUAAAAAAUCAUAACUAUUUACUAAUUUCUUCAUGGUUAUCAGACUGACCUAUAUAGAAAUAAAUAAUUACUAUGAACUGACUUUCUUCAUGGGUAUCAGACUGGCCUUUAAAAAAAUAAAGUAUUACUAUGAAAUUACUUUCUUCAUGGGUAUCAAGCUGACCUUUAAUUAUAAAACAAUAAAAUGAAGUUCUCUGUCCAUUGGUAUGCAGUUGUAUUAGAAUUGCAACUUCUCAUUCCAAUGGAGACUAUUUGGCCCUGUCCCCUCAACCAAUUAGUCAUGCAUGUGCAAUAAGAUAGGCAUUUAUAUCCCCCUUUCCCCUAUUUUCCCUGCCCUUAUGGUUUAUUGACUUUAAACCUUUUGUGAUAGUUUUCAAGUUUAAGUUUAGGUUCAUUUUAAAAGACCCACUUAUGACAGAUCAGCGGCAUUUUGUUUGCAGUUUUUUUUUAAGCAUUGGCAUU